This is a messenger RNA of Chelmon rostratus (copperband butterflyfish), 2900 nucleotides long. RefSeq names its product TAM41 mitochondrial translocator assembly and maintenance homolog (gene tamm41). The coding region runs from base 229 to 1260 and encodes 343 amino acids. The transcript is spliced from 8 exons. The record is from RefSeq and is a predicted model, not a curated record. NCBI's taxonomy places the organism in Eukaryota, Metazoa, Chordata, Actinopteri, Chaetodontiformes, Chaetodontidae. Gene Ontology annotation, molecular function: phosphatidate cytidylyltransferase activity. Gene Ontology annotation, cellular component: mitochondrion. Gene Ontology annotation, biological process: CDP-diacylglycerol biosynthetic process; cardiolipin biosynthetic process.
GCACACAGCUGACACAAACUGACCUGAUGGACGUAGAUAAACGUUAAAACUGACUAAUUUGGUGCUAUUUGGAGGCUGUUAUCGUGUUUAGUGGCAUCGAGACACUCAGUCUGAAAUGCAUCUCUUACUUUAUGGGUCCGUAACGUCGUUUUAUAUGUUAUUUAGUUGGUUAACCUGCUAAUAAACUAGCCCGUGCUGCUCCUGGAAAGCUAUCCUAGCUAGUUCAAAAUGACUCUUCCAGUUUUGCACAACACCGGUGUGCUUUACAGGCGAAUUUUGUCGCAGUUUCCCCAGGACAUCAGUUUAGCUUUUGCCUAUGGAUCUGGCGUUUUCAAACAACACGGGACCAACCAAGGUCAAAUGGAGAAGAACAUGCUGGACUUUGUGAUUGCGGUGGACGACCCAGUGACCUGGCACACCAUGAAUCUGCUGCAGAAUCGCAAACACUACUCCAUCCUCAAGCUGCUGGGGCCCACAAUGAUCAGCUCCAUACAAAAUGAACACGGGGCUUCGGUGUACUACAACACACUGGUGCCUGUGGAUGGGAGGAUAAUCAAAUAUGGUGUUAUUAGUACAGAGUCUCUGAUAGAUGACCUGAUGCACUGGAAGACCAUGUAUGUUGCUGGACGCCUUCACAAACCAGUGAAGAUGCUGGUGCAGAGUGAGAAUGGAAAGCUCUGUGCUGCUUUGGUGGCCAACCUGAAGAGUGCUGUGACAGCCUCCUUCCUCAUGCUGCCAGAGAGCUUCACUGAGGAAGACCUCUUCCUGCAGAUUGCCGGUCUAUCUUAUGCUGGGGAUUUUCGAAUGGUGAUUGGAGAAGAUAAAUCCAAGGUUUCCAAUAUCGUCAAAGACAACAUUCAGCACUUCCAGAUUCUGUACAGCAACAUCCUGCGCGACUGCCCUCAAGUGGUCUACAAACCUCAACAAGGAAAACUGGAGGUUGACAAAAGCCCAGAAGGCCAGUUUAUCCAGCUGAUGGCGUUGCCUCGGACCCUGCAGCAAAAGAUCACAAAGCUGGUCGACCCCCCGGGGAAAAACCGAGACGUGGAGGAGAUCCUGCUGCAGGUCGCUCAGGACCCAGACUGUGGAGCUGUCGUACAGCAAGGUAUUUCGUCCAUUGUGAAAACCUCCAGUAUAACACAGAGUGUCAAAGGCAUUGCUACAGCUGGCUUGUGGAAGACUGUGUCAUACAGCUCCAAGAAACUGGUGAAGAUGUGGAGGGGUUGGAGGAGGAAGCCGUCUGUCUCCCAGAUGUCCUGAUCUUGUCUGUCUGGACAGGAGCCUGUCUUCCUCUAUCCCUGUCAGCCAGACAAUCGACGUCCAUCCUUUGGUUUUACCCUGAAACAAACUGUGGCCGGAACAAUCAGGCACUCACCUCCGGUUCUAUCACUGCAUAGCCUCUGUGAACGGGCAUUACUCACCAGGUGUAAGCCUGUGUUUGAAUAGUGUAGAACUGUCUUUACAACUGCCCUUUAUCGUGCAGUUCAUAAAAGUUGUAGAAAAGAGGAUGACAUUUCACGAGCCUGACUGAAUUAUGGCUGACAUUUAAUGGUAGUACAGACCAAACCUUUGUGGAUAAUGACUACAGUGACCGGCUAAGUCUAGAGCCACAGCACACGACGAGUGUGAGCACAGCAUGCCAAAAGUACCACAUGUGUUAGACGUGGUACAUCUUACACAUGUUCUCCACAUAAUGAAGAAAAGGCCUGUGUGUCAUCUUUCUUUUGAAUAAUAGGAGUAUAUCUGUGCAUUUUCUGUGUGAGUGCUGCUGCCCAGAUGAGAGCUGAUGCGCAGCUAAGAUGCUGAAACAGUGCAGCAAUUGAGAAUGAUAUUUCUACAUUCUUGUCUUUGUACUGAGAGAGGGCUUUAUUGAGCUCUUCAGAUGUGGACUGGUGUUAUGCACACACACUUCCCAUCCUGCUGUCACAUUGCCAAAGAUCUCAAAUCUCAUGAAAUUUCUCAUUUUUACCGUUUCUAAUUGUACCAUAUUGAUGCCAGUAUUCAUAAAAAAGAAAAUAGGAUCACAUUUAUUUUAUGAGACAAAUGUUCCUCGUUGUUAACAUCUGUUUACAUGUCUGCCAACUUAUUGUUAUGAGCUCAUCAUACUGACAGAUGGAGGUCUUUGAUGGGAAAAUGCAUUAACUGGUUCUUCACAUACAUGCUGCAAUUCAGUUACAAGAAAUGGGUUUAAUAAACCUUUUGAUAAAACUAACUAUGGUUAUUCUGUUUUCAGUGGCAGGAUUUUUUUAACCUCAUUUAAGGAAUCAUUAGAAAAGUUUUGUGGGUCCAUUUUUGAACAUCAUCAUAUGCCCCUAGUCUGUUUUUAAACAUCAUCACCACCUGAGGUUAUAUCUGAGAGUUUAGUCAUUGCAAAGCUGCUAAUUGUUGCAAUACAAAAGGAUACUCUUGUUGUCUUUUUGCAUCAUUUUCCUUACUUUAUUUGGGCGGUUUUUAUGCCUCUGUGCUGGUGACAGCUGUGGCCGGAGGAAUGACGUUUCUGGGUUGGUCAUACGUAUGUCCCAUUCUUUCAGGAACACCUGGAGGGAAUCUCACAAACAUUCACUUGGACUGGAUGAACUGGUUAAAUGUUUGUGGUCAAAGGUCACUGUGAUGUCACAUAACACUUUUUGGGCUGUUAACUCAAGAAUUCACAUGUUAAUUAAGACAAAGUUUCACACAAAUGUCUCAUAAGAUAAAAUUAUGAGGUGAUGACAUUUAAUAUCCGAAAGAUCAAAGGUCAGCUUCACUGUGGCAUCAUACUGUUCUGCAAGAACUCUUCUUUUCUAUAUUUCACAUUUGGUCAGAUACUGAUUUGGUGACACUAAUCUUGGGUCUCUAACUUGAAACUGUGUCAAAUCUAUAGGUCUUAUGUGCUGCUAGGUUGAAGACAUGCGUGAAGC